Molecule: messenger RNA, 720 nt
Organism: Symbiodinium sp. CCMP2456
Lineage: Eukaryota; Dinophyceae; Suessiales; Symbiodiniaceae
Source: the annotation of a GenBank genome assembly
AUGACCGUUGAAAGCUUCACGAAAGCGCUUUCCGACGUGGCAGCACAGUGCAUGGCUCCUGAGGAUGUGUCUGGUGGCUUGGAGAACUUCUGUCGGCGUGUCAUCGUGCCCCUCAACGGAGUGCUUCUUAGAAGUCGGAGCGAGGAGCUGGUGUGUGCACUUGACGUCCUUGACAAGGCAGAGGUGAAGAGGUUGAUGACCGACUGCAGCACUGGUCUGAACAAGCUCUUCGCCUGCUAUGCCACGGAGCCCACGGCACGGAGGCCACAUUGGAACUCCGACUCCGUGACGAGGUUCGCCAUCGACUUCGACUUCCUAGCCGAGGUUAGCAACCUCCCCUUGCAGCGCAUGUUCCAGGAUGCCUGCCAGCACACGAGCAACUUUCGAGCGGCCGAGGAGAAGCUGCUGGUGGAAGGCUUCCCACUCUUCCUCCUCAUGUUGGCAAACAAGACCCACACGAGCCAGGUUUGCAACGCCCCGGAGGAGAGAGUUCCGAUUCUCUUCCAGCGCAUCAACGCGAUUGCUUGCACGGCCACACAGGCCCCGCGCUUCGGUUUGGCCAAGGAGCAGCUGCUGCCCCUGUCUCGGGAGAUGCCAGGCCCCCGGCGGAGCUUCUCCACACCGGGUCGCUCGGACAGGCUGGAAGGCAGCCGACGUGCAGAGCAGACAGGCUUGUCGUGGGACGAGCUCCUGGUCCCUGAGACCUUCGAGUCCUUCUGA